Molecule: messenger RNA, 1412 nt
Organism: Condylostylus longicornis
Lineage: Eukaryota; Metazoa; Arthropoda; Insecta; Diptera; Dolichopodidae
Product: zinc carboxypeptidase-like
Exons: 5
Coding region: 5-1261 (418 amino acids)
Biological process (GO): proteolysis
Molecular function (GO): metallocarboxypeptidase activity; zinc ion binding
Source: RefSeq, a predicted model, not a curated record
CAAAAUGAAUUUAAAAAUUUUUGCUCUAUUUAUACCCGUUCUAACUGUUUUUUUUAUUACAGUUACGGCUACUGAAAAAAUACGAUAUGAUAAUUAUCGUCUUUUUAAGGUAAUUUCGAAAAAUGAAAGAAGCCUUGAAUUUUUAAAAAAAUUUGAGGAUAAAUUUGAUUUUUGGAAAGAGCCAAUUAGCAUUGAUGAUUUUUCAACAGUUUUAAUAAGUCCCGAACAACUAGAAGAAUUCAAAGACUUAAUGAAAACAAAUGAAAUCGAUAUAGAAGAAACCGUUUCAGAUGUUCAAAAACUUAUCGAAGAUACAUCACCCAGUUCCUUAACAAAAUCAGGAUUAGAAUGGACAAACUAUCAUCCUUUAGAUGAAAUUUAUGAAUGGGUAGAUGAAUUAACAAAUCAAUAUCCGGAUAUUGUAACCGUUUUCGAUUUACCCGGUCAUUCAUAUGAGAGAAGGCCGAUCAGAGCUUUAAAAAUUUCUCAUAAAGAAGGUAAUCCUGGAAUAUUUAUUGAAGCGAAUAUGCAUGCUCGAGAAUGGAUAUCUAGUGCUACAGCAACAUGGAUAAUUAAUGAGUUAUUAACAUCGAAAAACGGUACUGUUCGAUUAAUUGCUGAAAAUAUUGAUUGGUAUUUUGUACCAGUUCUAAAUCCUGAUGGCUUAGUUUACACUCAUACAACGGAUCGAAUGUGGCGUAAAACAAGACAACCACACGGAAAUUGUGUUGGAGCUGAUUUAAAUCGUAAUUAUGAUUUUCUUUGGAUGGAGGCUGGUGCUUCAUCAAAUCCUUGUAGUAACACUUAUGCAGGACCUUUUCCUGAAUCUGAACCUGAAAUACAAGCCAUUACAAAAUAUUUUGAAACGAUUCCAAAAAAUAAAAUAAAAAUAUACAUUUCAUUUCAUUCAUUUGGACAAUUAGCUUUAACACCAUGGGGUCAUACAAAUAAAGAGUUUCCACCCAAUUACGAUGACAUGUUGAAAGUUGGUUCUGGUUUUGCAAAUGCUGCUCGGAGACUUUAUAACUCAAACUAUCGUUAUGGAGCUAGUUCAGUUGUAUUAUAUGCCGUCUCGGGAUCGAGUAAAGAAUGGGCAUACGGUGUUCAAAAAAUUCCCUUCACAUUCACAAUAGAAUUAAGAGAUACUGGAAAAUUUGGAUUUAUAUUACCACCAGAUCAAAUAAUCCCAACUGCUCGGGAGGUGUUGGAAGGACUAGUAGGAAUGAUAAAUUCAGUUCCAAAAGGGCAAUUUUCUUUGUAAAAUGCGGAAAUGAAAGAAUUGAAAGACCAAUGUGUUAAAUUGAAAUAGUUUCAAAUUUAUUAAAAAAACAAUUUCAUAAACUUUUGAAUUGAAUUUUUUAACAUUUAAUGAUUUUAGCUUAACUUCAAAUCAUCUUAACAAAAUAUGUAUC